This is a messenger RNA of Saprolegnia diclina VS20, 636 nucleotides long. RefSeq lists its product as hypothetical. The transcript is spliced from 2 exons. Lineage: Eukaryota; Oomycota; Saprolegniomycetes; Saprolegniales; Saprolegniaceae. The record is from RefSeq and is a predicted model, not a curated record. Bases 1 to 636 code for a protein of 211 amino acids.
AUGCUGCACCGUCUCGGCCUUGUCUUGAGCGUUCUCCUCGUGUCUGUGGGCGCCUGCUCAUGGGAGGCCACAGCGCGCCACGUGACCAGCAACGUAUCGCUCACGUGCCCCUUCGUGGCGCCUGGGAUGCACUUGACGCCGACACGCCUCGGCGAGCCAAUGGUAUGGUCCGACGCAGGCGACGCAUUCGAGGUGCUCUUGUUUGACGCUGCGGGCGUCUCAGUCGACGCUGUGACGCGCACGGGCGACCACACGUGGGCGCCGCCGACGCGCGCGCUCGCGACGUGCCCGCUCCCCGGCGUCUACAAAGCCACCGGCUUCAGCCUCGAGCUCACGAGCGCCGGAACGUUCUCGCAAACCGUGUCGAUUUCAACCACGACGUGCGCGACGACGGGCCAGUACACUGCGUCGGACCAGACGCUGACGCUCACGGUCGCGACGGCGUCGUCCGGGUGCGGCGGCCUCAUUACACCCGACAUGAAAGUGUCGAGCCUCAUCGCCUUCUCGGGCGACUGCCAGCAAGUCACGAUCCAAGUCGCAGGCUCCAUCACGUCCCUCCAGCGGUCGUCCAGUGCAUCGCGCCUACUGCUAAGUCUUCUGGUCAUGGCGAUAACGUCGGCUCGUAUCUUUUACUAA